AUCACACUUAUAUGUAACCAUCCACAGAAGAAAAAAGAACACUUUUUCUUUCCCUCUAAAACAAAAGAGAGAAUUUUAGUCUUUGAGCUUAAAGCUGUCUUUUUCGCAAUCCCAAAACACCCAAUGGUGGAAGCUCAAAAAUGGACAAGGAGGAUGAGCAACCCAAGGUUGGACACAGCGGCCACCGCAGACGAUCAUGUUCUGGAUAUUCCGACAACCCCAACUUCUGAGGUUAGAAACGGCAUCUACACCUUUGGAUCCCUUCUCACUCCCAAUCUUUUAACAGCACUCAUCAUCGCCUCAUGGUUCAUGUCCAACACUGGUGUCCUUUUGCUCAACAAGUUCCUCCUCAGCUUUUAUGGUUACCGUUACCCAAUCUUCCUCACCAUGCUUCACAUGCUGUCAUGUGCUUCAUACAGUUACAUAGCCAUAAACUUCCUUGAAAUAGUCCCAAAGCAACACAUUUUAUCAAAGAAACAGUUCUUCAAGAUCUUUGCAUUAUGUGCCAUCUUUUGUUUCUCUGUUGUCUGUGGGAAUACUUCUUUAAGGUAUAUUCCUGUCUCGUUUAACCAAGCUAUCGGUGCAACCACCCCUUUUUUCACCGCCAUAUUUGCUUUCAUAAUCACUUGCAAGAUGGAAUCAGUUAAGGUUUACUUUGCACUUUUGCCUGUGGUUUUUGGGAUUGUUUUAGCUACAAACAGUGAGCCUUUGUUCAACCUGUUUGGAUUCUUGGUUUGCAUUGGUUCAACUGCUGCUCGUGCUUUGAAAUCUGUGGUUCAAGGUAUAUUAUUAACCAAUGAAGCUGAGAAGCUACAUUCCAUGAACUUGUUGUUGUAUAUGGCACCUAUGGCAGCAUUGAUUUUGUUACCAUUUAGUCUUUAUAACGAAGGGAAUGUUGCAAGGAUCACACUUGAGAAAGCUAAGACUGAUUCAUUCAUCAUUUUGUUGUUGAUUGGGAAUGCCACAGUAGCCUAUUUGGUGAAUUUGACCAAUUUUUUAGUUACCAAGCAUACAAGUGCCCUUACUUUGCAGGUUUUAGGCAAUGCCAAAGCUGCAUUAGCAGCUUUUGUGUCGGUCAUGGUGUUUAGGAACCCGGUGACUAUGACAGGGGUAACUGGAUUUGCUGUUACAAUUAUGGGAAUUGUGCUUUACAGUGAGGCAAAGAAGAGAUCUAAGAUCACAACAUAUUGACCAAUAUACAUGGUAAAGAAACAAAGGAUGGGGAUUCAUUUUGGUUGCCACAAACACUGGUGCAACCCUCUUUUCUUCUUUUUAAUCAUUUAUCAUA
Messenger RNA from Gossypium arboreum, 1288 nucleotides. RefSeq names its product probable sugar phosphate/phosphate translocator At1g12500. Gene Ontology annotation, molecular function: antiporter activity. The transcript has a single exon. The coding region runs from base 124 to 1191 and encodes 355 amino acids. Gene Ontology annotation, cellular component: Golgi apparatus. The record is from RefSeq and is a predicted model, not a curated record. Lineage: Eukaryota; Viridiplantae; Streptophyta; Magnoliopsida; Malvales; Malvaceae.